This is a messenger RNA of Agrilus planipennis (emerald ash borer), 1877 nucleotides long. Its product is annotated as putative protein TPRXL. NCBI's taxonomy places the organism in Eukaryota, Metazoa, Arthropoda, Insecta, Coleoptera, Buprestidae. The transcript is spliced from 2 exons. The record is from RefSeq and is a predicted model, not a curated record. The coding region runs from base 235 to 1332 and encodes 365 amino acids.
GUUAAUAAAUAUUUGCGUUUCGGCUAUUACUUUUGACACUCGAAAGCAAUUACAUUCCUUCGAAAUUGUAAGAACUUCUUGUUUUUACCCCUAUAUAAUGUGACAGGACAUGACAAAAUUGUUUUGCAUUCUUGUAGUUAUUUUUAUUUAUGCGUAAGUUUUUUUACGUUUAUUUAUAAUUGUUGCGCACUUAUAAAAGGUGGUUAUUUUAUUUGCGAAUUAGCAGUUGAUAAAAUGGUGUUUGUUGUGUUGUGUUUUGCUGCCGUGGUGGCUAAUUGUGUGGAUUCGGCACCAACCAGUGAAUAUCAAACUACACCUUACCUACUUGGGGAACUAAUUAUGAUAAUAUCUAAAAUAAUUAGUUCGUGUAACGAAACCGAUUUCCAAAACAUACCGAUUAGCUUACAACCAAAAAAUUCCGAAGAUGGAAAAAAUAUAUCGGAAAAUACAAGUAGUAACUCUGAUUUAGAAGAAAGUACUACCAACAAUUCUUCUGGUGAACAUGACGAUGUAAAAACGAGUACAACUUCAUCAAAUAAUUAUUGUGGCUCAGUAGCAGAUGGUAGUACGUCACCCAGUCCUGAGGAAGGUGGAAAUUUAUCCACAUUAGAAAGUAAGAACGAAGAAUCGCCUUAUACUCCAGAAAAAGAUCAAGGUAAUGUAAUAGAUAAUGUAAUCCAUCGUAUAAAUAAGCGAGACAAAUGGGAAAAGGGUAAACCCAAAAUAAUUGAUUUAGAUGAAUCAGUUCAUUCUUUGGCUACUGAUGAGUCUUCUGAAAACGAUUCAACAAACAAUUCCUCCGAUGAUGAUGGAUCAGAAAGUAACUCUAUACCAUCCUCAAGGGAGGACUCCGAUAAUGAGAGUUCUGAAAUUGACCCGUAUAAUUCUUCGGAAGGUGAUAUUUCAGAGCACAAAUCACCGUCUCGUUCAUUACAACAAGAAUGUCUUCCUUCCUCGACAUCUUCAUCAUUGUCCACAGAACCAGUUACCACACCAAUCGACGAUUGCAAUUCAUCGAAGGAAGUUACAACAACUAGUUCCCCCGAUCUGACACAAUCGAUACCUGAAUCUACAACAAUUAAUGAAUGUUCCUCAACUAAUCCUGUCACACCCAGUAAUUCGCAGGAAGAAGUAGUAAUUACUGAAACUUCAACUGUUUCACCUUCAGAUGGUACAUCAGUUACACCCGGAAUUUGUACUUCUGUAAUGGAAGCGAAUGAUGAACCUUAUUUGUCACAUUUUCAAAUACCAUUGAGAUAUAUUAACAAAGAAGACGGUUCAGUUGAUAAUGAGUAUUAUUUAGACGUUUUUCUGAAACGUGAAAAUAGGUAACACAUCAACAUCACAAAAUUGAUAUGCACAAGAGAGCUAUGUAUUAAUUUUUUAAAAUACCCAUGUAUUUUAUCUACUUUAUCUAAGCUGACUGAUAUUAUUAGACAUAAUGUUUAGUAUUUUGUUGUACGUUUUGUAAUAUUUUAAAUAAAGAAUAUUGACAGGGGACGAAUGGUAUUUCUGAUUAGUUAGUAAACUAUAUUAGAAAAGAUGUUAGUAGAAUCUGAAUAUUCUAUUAUUACAAAAAAUAAUCAAAGCUACUUCGGGGCUGAAGAGAUUUAUUAGAGUAAAACCAACAGCAACGAGAUUUUUUCAAGCUUGUAUUAUAUGUAUAGUGGUGACUAUAACAACAUUGCAGAGGAGUCAAAUUAACAUGAACUUACUAAGUUUUUUAGGUUAAUAAACCGUCGAGGUGAAUCCCCUAAAAGUUAUUACAAAACACAUAAAUGUAUAGAAAAAUAAUAAAUAUUGUAAAUAGUUAAAAACUUGUAAAGAUAAGAUAAUAAAUAAGUAGAUACAAUGGGACAGAACAGGACAUAAUUACC